Molecule: messenger RNA, 17339 nt
Organism: Pongo pygmaeus (Bornean orangutan)
Lineage: Eukaryota; Metazoa; Chordata; Mammalia; Primates; Hominidae
Gene: PPP3CA
Product: protein phosphatase 3 catalytic subunit alpha
Exons: 15
Coding region: 13426-14922 (498 amino acids)
Biological process (GO): calcineurin-mediated signaling
Molecular function (GO): calmodulin-dependent protein phosphatase activity
Source: RefSeq, a predicted model, not a curated record
UUCUUUGUCUUAGACCAGUUUAAAAGGAAAUAUGAGGCUUUGGGGUCCUGAAUGACAUUGGGCUACAUCUUAGGGACUCUUGAGUCUAUCUGAGGGUACAUCUUUCUGUAAUGCUGGCAUAAGGAGCUAUGAGACCCAUUAGCUUGUUCUGACCCUAGGAUAUAUAUAUAGGAGAGAUACUACAAUCCUAGGUCUUUGGAACUGAGAGGAAUCUCUGGAGUCACUUAUUGGAAUUGCUUAUUCCCACUGAGAAAGCCCAGUGAGAAUUUUCCAGGAGACACAAAUAUGAGGAGUCAGUUUAAGAUCUGAUUCCCUGAUUCCUGGUCCUAUUUCUUUGCAUCAGUAAUGUGCUCUCACUCCUGAUACAGUGGAGAGCAAAGUAAAAACAGCUAAACUAUUCAAAAGGAACAAUAAGAAAACAUUAUAAGGCAUGAAAACCCAAUCAAACAGUUGUAUUUCAACAUGAGAGAAACAGUUUGCAGCAGAUUUUCAGUUUAAAUACCUGUUUAAUUUCAUGUUUAAAUGCAAGCCAAAUCUCAGAUUUAGGACAGGGGAUCUUCAUUAUCCAGAUGAAUAUUCCUGCAUAAGGAAGUAGGGAAAAAGGCCUGUAGAAACCUCUGUCAUGGUAGGUUAUAUGCAGAAUCCAAUGCCAGCAGCUGGCUAUAUGUGUCUGGGCUGGCAUGGUUGACUCUCUCCCAAGGAUGGUCAUCUAGUGAGUUCCUCUUCUUGACAUCCCAGGUACAAUUGGCCAUGAUGCCCUCUGCAUGGUCAAACUAUAUGUUUCCUAAGAGACCUUGGGCCCAGUUUUGUCAUCUUACAUGGAUCUGUUAACAUUACACUGGAUAGGUUAAGCACUGACCUGUAUUAUGAUAGCCAGUUCAUGAUGUCUAUAUAGUAAUCUCUUAGGACAUGGUAAGUGAUUAUGAUCAUCAUUAGUUUUGCGCCAUGUGUCAGGUUCUUCAUUUAAACUGGAAGCUUAUUCUUGUACUUGCUAUGUGCUAGGCACAGUGCGAAGAGAGAUAAUAUUUAUUUUCAUCUGGAAUUAAUCUCAUUUUAACUCCAAAAGAAAUGACUAGAGAAGAUUAGGGAAGCCCAGACAACUUGUCACUUAGCAGUCUCAAUCAAAAUUCAUUAAAAAGAAAAGACGAUUAUAAAUGAGGAAGAAAGCAAUAUAUAAAUAUUUCCUGUUUUAUCAUUAUGUAUUGUUUUAUUUGCUACUGUCUCUGAACCAUGGUAUUUUGAUAGGAGUUUUAUAAGUUCCUAGAAUGAUAUUGUACUCAAUUGUGCAUAUAUUCAAACUUUUUAAAAGAAGCCUCUUGGUGUUUUAAAUAUAUGUUAUUUCAAUGUAUUGCUAUUUAACUUCAGAAUGUUUCUCAAGUGGUUUGAUGGCAGACUGGUGUUACAGAAGGGGCCACUAAAUAAGUUAGCAGUGUUUUACUAUGAAUCAUUGACUAACUUCAGCUAUAAUCUUGAGUCUCCUAACUUUUAGAUGUAUGACUUUUUAGUUUAUCAAUUAUAAUCAUGUAUGCAUAAAUGUAAACUUUUGCACAUGUCUAUAAUAAUAAAUGAACCUUUAUUUUAAAAAAUGGGAAACAGAAACAAUCUAGUUGAAACCCUCAGGAAAGUAAGCCUGUGAUAAAACCCUUAAAUGACAUAACAUACUCACCAGAAUUAAUAGGAAUAAUAGGAACAUAUGGGAUUCCACCUUUAAAAAGAGAAUGGACAUAUUAUAAUUACUUACCUGAUUAUUUUUGAAAAGGUCAGCUUAAAGCAAAAAAGAUGAACUGGUUUAUCAAAAUAUGGAGUGUAGUAGAAUAAAAGUAGUUCACCUUUAUUUUUCUUUAGCUUUCUCAUGCAUCUGUUAAGGAGCAGUAAAAUGAACAAAAGAUACUGCGAGAAAUCUGGACUGUGGUAGACUCUAGAUGAAUGAAUAAUCUUAAAACUUUUCACAUACAAAAUACUUAUAUUUAGUUCUAAAAACAAACAUAAUAGCCUCUGAGAAAUGGUUAACUUUCUAUGUUCCACUGUGAAUUACAUACCAAUAGAAAUAUAAAAUGCUUUAAAGUUUGCUGUAAUUGAAAUCUAUUGAAUUUUAUUUGGGAAAAUUACCCCCUUUUAUAAGGUCGGUAAUUCUUAACAAGGUUAGGAAAUUCCUUUCGUGCUACCAUUUAGGAACAUGUUUAAAAUGCAUAUAUAUAAUUCUAAGGUUAAACAGUCAAUGUGACUCUCCUCUUGACACAUUUUGCUUGAAAGACCUGUAAUAUUCCUUCAGAAACAGCAACAACAAUAACAGCAACAACAGCAACUCCAGCUUAUUUUCAAAUCUGUUACAAAAGAAAGCACAGAAGGAAACAUUCUUGAGAUCUUACGGUUCCAAAGAAGUUUAUCUAAAGUUCAUAACUUGUUGGGUCUGAUCCAUUGGAAGAAAAUAUCUCACUCGCUAGUGUUAAACUUGCAGAAUGAGUGAUUUUCUUUUUAAACUUUUUACACUAUCCUCUGGGAUUCCAAACCUGUUCUGAAGAGGAAUCAUAGGAGGGAAUGGAAACAUCUUUAACUCAUGACAGUUGCCUAUAUGGCAAAAAGUUAUUUGUAAGUUUGCUAAUCAUCUGGUUAAAUUUAUUAGUGUUGACAGCUAAAAGCUGUAAUUUAAAUCCCAAAGGGAAAAGUUUGAAGCAAAGUAAUAAUACCAAAGAAUUGCCAAGUCUCCAUUUUGUUUCAUUCUGUCUAGACAUGGUCUUAAAUCAUGGAGUCUACAGCAAGAUUUUGAAUGACAGUGUCCAGUUUUCUAAAAAGAAGGUUAAGAAAAUGUUAUUUGGAAUUUCUUCAUAGUCUUAGAACAUGCAUGUACUAAUUUUGGAGGUUUUCCACCUGUGUAAGCUUUAUGUACAAAAUAGAAAAUAGAUGCCCAUUUUGAUAAAACUCAUUUGCCUGACUAUUCAUAAAGGUGUUGAAGCCACUAAAAUAUGAGUGAAUAUACUUUCACACCAAGAAUACCAGUAGCCCUUUUUCUUAAGUAAUUGCCUGUUGAUACCGUAGCUUUACCUUGUAUAUAAACAUUAAUAGACAUUUUGUAUUUUGGGACCCAUGACUAUUUAAAUUAUUUUAAUGUUAUUUUUUUUAGUGGUUUCCGGUGCAGGAAGCAGGUGGGUUUCGCAAUGUCUGUAGUCAUUUUUCAUCGCUACAACUAGCAGGAGAGUGCUGGUAUCUAGUGAGUAAAAGCCAGAGAUGCUGCCAAACAUCCUACAAUGCAUAGAACUCCCCCCACAACAAAGAAUUAUCAAGCGCAAAGUGUAAAUAAUGCUGAGGUUGAAACUGUGCCCCAGAUGGAAGGAACCUUAUUUUUCUCCUCUUUGCCAUAUAUAAUGUAUUUUUUAUCAUUAAAAUUCAUAAAGCAUACUCUUAGAAUAUACUAAUAUUAGAGACAAAUAUACGCCUUAAUAGUAUAAAUGAUUAGGUAUAUGUAGGGCAUGAAAUUAUAGCAUCUACUUGAUAUGUGGUUAUAAAAUUAUAAUACUGAAAUACCCCAAGGAAAACAAAUAAAUAGAUAUUUGGUAAAACUUAAUGUGUGUCAUAGAGUUACAUAUUGCUGGACUGGAAGGAGCCUAAUUUGAUGGUUCCUAAUUGGGUUGAUGUGUUGAUGAGCAUCAGUGCUUCAGAAUUAUUUGAUGAGAUACCUAGUUCAAAGACGAAUGCUUGGAGUCCCACGUUAAUACUGGAUUAUGAAGGCACAAGGUCCAAGAAGUACUUUUUAUAAGCUCACUCAUUUCUGUAACUACAAAUAUAAGUGAUUCUUAUGACCUCAAGCCACCAUCUCCAUUCCACUUCUUCUGAGAUUUACUGUUCUAUCUGUAUUACAUGAAGGCUUGAUGAUGUUGACAUUCCUCAGUUACCAUUGUUAGUGAACUAAAAAAACGGAUCAUUGUUUCUUCCUUAUUGCUUUGUUAAGAUUGCUUUUUAAAUGUUGAAAUAUUGGUUUUCCUAUCUUGGUACAUUCAUUCUCCUUACAUAAUGCCUUCUGGCUGUCUUCUGUCAGGCCCAUUCCUAUAGUGUCUGAUGAUAUAGAUAUUGUCUCUGCCCUCAUGGAGCAAGAGAGAGAUAGAGAAAAAAAAUAAGCAAACAGUAAAGCAAAGCUGUAGGAGUCUUAACAAAUGGAGCAAAACAUUGAACUACAAGUGGCCUAGCAAUCACAUGGUUCCGCUGAGACCUAAGGAGUUGAAGUGACUUGCCCAGGUUCACCUAAUUACAUGGCUGUGGUGGAGGUGAAAGGAGGGCGUGGGCCUCUGGAUGUCUAUUCUCUCAUUCCACACUAGAAGGCAUGCAGGUGGGGAACAGGAGCAUCUGCUACGUGUGGAAAAAUGUGAGGGACUGGCCCAUGUGUGUUAUAGGACAAGUUGAUACCACCAUCAAGCCUAAUGGAGGUAAGGGAAGUUGUGGGCCAUUCCGAAGACGUUUGUUCACUCUACCCUUCACACUCUCAUUGGAGUAGGUAAACAUCAAAGAGAAAGUGACUAACAUUUCUUCCUUUCUUACUAGGACACAGCCAUGGCUGCGCUGGUUGGUAUUCCUUUAAAGUCUGAAGAAUCAAGAGUUCCUGAGUGUGUUUUAUUCCCUGUCCUGGCCGCUAGGCAGUCAGUGGCUGCCCAAAUUGUGUUAUGGAAAAGUGAAGCAUGGGAAGGCAGAAAAGGGGGGAUAAUAUUAUUACCUGUGAUUGAGCAAGCAGGUAAAGGAGGAGAAAACGAAGGGUAGGAGGAUUCGAGUGGGGAAAAGGGCAUGUUUUCCAUGCUGCUUUCCCUUUCCUGCUGUGAACUUCAGAAUGCACUUGCCCAUUGACCACACUGUGAGUGUGGGUUAUGAUUCUAGGCCAGCUUCCCAGACCUUACUUCACCAGUCAUGCAUUCUCUGACCAUAACACUAAUAGUACAAUGGUACCAAAAUGUUAAUGUAACAUUUUGAAACAGUGGGUAAGAUUUGGAUAGGAUGGUUAGCAAGUUGGUUUAUCAAACUUAGCCUGUAAAUGACCACACAGGUUAGGAAAUAGAAAAUAAUUUACAUUAUGUGAUAUAAUACAUAAGAUUGUCACGUGGAAAAACAAUACAAACUAGAUUGAAUAUUCACCAUAUGAGAAAAACACUUUUUUUCCUUUUGAAUCACAUUAGCUUUUAAGAAUCUUCAAAACUUUUUCAGGAACAUGUUAUGUCCACCCCAACCCCUUGUUUUUUGGUUAAUUGUUGUUUGCCCUAUCCUAAGGACCAACAGCUGUACUUACUUCAACUUAGUUUGUCAGUCUUUUAAAUUUAUUUUUCUAAAUUGAGAAGAGCCUGAUUAAGGAGUUCUGUGGCAAUAGAAAAUCUCUCUUUAAUUCAUUGCCAAAGCAUAGAGGCUUCUGUAUAUAGUAUUUAAAAGUAAAGCUCUAAAGUAAUUAUUUCCUUGGAUCCUAAGAGGACUCGUGUUAGUGAAAGCAAAGCGGGACUUAUUUCGACCCACAAAGAAGAGCUGAUUUAGAGGCCAUGUGGUGAUGCCAUGGGAGAGGCGCAUGCACUGCUGGUUUAGGAUGAGCUCUUCUGAUAAGCUCUCAGCUGUUACAACAGAUAAGAGAAAAUUGAUAGUUUCAGAAAGCAAUGAAAGUCAACUAGGACUACUGAUAAACAGCAUCUAUGAUUCUUUUCAAAUGUUUGAGUACAAAACACUCAUAUUUUAAUUUAAUAAACAAUUACUGGAGACUUACUAUGUAUGAUAUGCUAGAAAUGUUAGAUGCUCUAAAAGAACUAUAGGGCAGAGUUCUGCCCUUAAAGACCUUAGAACUUUUUAGGGAAGAGUCAGGUCCCACUAUAGGGGCCGUGUGUGUGUGUGUGUGUGUGUGUUUGUUUUUUGAGACAAGGUCUCACUCUGUUGCCCAAGCUGGAGUGCAGUGGCAUGAUCAUGGGCUCACUGCAGCCUCGAACUCCCUGGGCUCAGGUGAUCCUCCCACUUCAGUCUCUCGAAUAGCUGAGACUACAGGAGUACACCACCAUGCCUGGUUAAUUUUUUGUCUUAUUUUUGCAGAGAUGGGGUUUCGUCACAUUGCCCAGGCUAGUCUGAAACCCAUGGGCUCAAGGGAUCUGCCCUCCUCGGCCUCCUAAAGUGUUAGGAUUACAGGUGUGAGCCACUGUGACUGGCCCAUGUGUGUUAUAGGACAAGUUGAUACCACCGUUGAGCCUAGUGGAGGUAAGGGAAGUUGUGGGCCAUUCCAAAGACAUUUGUUUACUCCACCAUUCACACACUCAUUGUCUCCUACAUAUCACUCUGUCCAGGUAAUCAGCCUGUGUUUUCUAUUACAGAUAUUCAUUCAAGUAUUUUCCAUCCUUUUUGAAAUGUCCUAGAGAACAAGGAUGUUGCCUUACUAAUCUUAUUCUCAGUGUUUGUCAGUGUCUGCUAAACAUUUGUUAGAGUUAAUGAUUAAGUGAAUAAUGCAUGGAUUAAUUCGUGAAUGCUUUGUGAAAGCAAUGGAGAUAUGGAUGUGGACUGGUAGAAUGGAGGACCUUCCCCUAAUUGAGGCUUAGAGUGGAGGGCAGAGGAAGUAUUCCAGAGCUGGAACAAGGACAUAGUGAUGAGCAUGCCAUGUAUUGGGAAGGCAAUCCUCAGAUUACACAAUAAAUUAGAAUGCGUGCCAAUACAGACUCCUUAGGUUGCAAGUCAUGGGAAACCUAGCUUAGAGUGGAUUAAACAACAUCACACAGCAACUCUUGACUUUUUUCAAAUGAGGAAUUGGCCCCAAAGGUAACUCCUAUUAGUGAAAGCAAAGCAGGAAAUUAUUUUGACCCACAUAGAAGAACUAAUUUAGUUGAUGUAGAGGUUCUAAUUACGCUAAGUAACUGAAUAGCCUAGUUAAGGGGCAAAACAUCAGGUACAGUUUGCAGCAGACAAUCAACUAAUGUAAACAAUCCUGGUUAUUUUUCUCUCUUAGGUUCUGCCUUUCCUACAUUGUGCUUUCCUACUUAUGAUGUCUUUGUUCUUAUAGUAGCAAAAUGGUUAUAGUAGCUCUAAGCCUUGCCUGUUCACAACACCAAAAUACAGUGGAGCUUGCUAGCUCCAAUGUCUCUUGCGUCUGAAUGACUCUGAUUUUAUUUGCAUACCUCAAAACCAAUCACUGUAUCCAGGGAGUUGGGAUAUGCCAGUCUGACCCCAUGCCAUGAGGUGGUAUUCAUUGAUUGCCUCCAAGCCCUCUCGUAGGUGCUGGAGAUGAUGUUUAAGUUGCAACCACAUACCUAUACCCUUAUUCUGGCACUCCCUGUGUUCCUUCCUUGUUUUAUUUUUCUCAAUAGCAUUAACUACCUUCUAACAUACUAUCUGACUCUUGUAGUGGGUUGUCUGUCUCUCCUUGUUGGAAUGUAAGCUUCACAAGGGUGUAUGCAUUUUUGUCUGUUUUGAUCGCUGCUCCAUCCGCUGUCCAGCAUAUGUAGGGACUCUAAAUAUUUGUUUACAUAAAUGAAAAAAUAAAGAGACAAGGUUCUUACUUUCUUAGGCUUACAUUCUCAUGUAUUGAUAUUAUGUAAGCAAGGAAAUAUUUAUAUUAAUUAAGAAAGAAAAUGCCAGUUACUGAUAAGUGUUGUUAAAAAUAAAACAUGGUGAUGGGAAAGCAAAUGUGAAGGGUGGUUUAAUGUGGAUGGCAAUUCCACCUCAGUUGUUGGGCCAUUAACAGGAGCAGAAUGGGUGACCAAAGGAAAUUCCUGGGACUGCACCAGAUAAACUGGAGAUAGAGGUAACAGAAAUGAUCUUUCUUAUAGAAUGCAUCUUAUGACUUAAUCAAACCAGAAACAGUUGUAUCCUUUAGGGAAAUUACUAUUUUCAAGAUUUUUGCUAGCUGCUUCUUGGCAAGUUUUGUGAACUUUUGUUGACUUUUAACUUUAUGUCACUCAUCUCUUAAAACUGUAGAUCACUUUUGUCUUGCUAGGUACAAUGUUGGUGUCACACAGUCUUCAUUACGUGCAUGUGGGUGGCACAUUUCUGAUGUCAGGCUAUCUUCCUUCCUAACACUCCCUUGCACCAUUCCAGCAGCAUGAUCUUAGGGCCUGUAAGCCCAUUUUAAUGUUAGUCUUAAACAUCUGACAUACACACACACACACGGACAUUUUGGGAUUAUAGUGAUAUUGUGAAAUUGAAUGUAUAACUGGAAUCAAGUGACAUUUGAAUGAGACAGAUUCAUAGAAGUCAUAGGCUCAUCCUUGAGGGGAGGGAGAAAUUUAAUGUAAAAUGAAAGAUAAGUUUAAAAAAACCUCACAUAUAUACAUAUAUUAUGUAUAAAAAGAAAAUCUAUGAAUGUAUACACUAAAUUAUAUAUAUUUAUACAUAAGAGACUGGAUUUACAAUCUUUGACUCAUUAACUCACCUGAUAAUUAAUCAUGAAAUGAUUAAAUUCAGAAAGGGAGUUUUAUUACAUGAAGUUGCUCAUUGCAGAUUUCACUGCAAAUGAGGAAGACAAUUGGAAACAUCCUAAGUGUCCAAAAAGAGAAUAGUGGAAAUCAUAAUAGUCUACCUCAAAUGAGGGUGAUUGUAUGCUAAGCCCAUUCUAUAAGAAGGCAGGUAGAAAUAAAUAAGCAAGUGAAUAAAUAGGUUACGCAUUUGUGGAAUAUCAUGGAAUUCUUAAUGAUUUUACAAAUAAGUGGAGCAUAUGGAAAUGUUACGAGAUGCCAAGUGAAAGUGCAGAAUACAAAACUAUAAGCAAACCAUGAUUACACCUAUAUUUAUGUAUGUAUUCUGAUACACAGAUAUGAAGGAAAUGUGCAAAAUAAAAUGCAUAUUUUAGCUGUAGAGUUAUUUUUGUUGUAACUUUUCUUUUGAGUAUAUUUUAAUGUAGAUAUACAUAGUUUUAAUGAAAUUGGCAUUACAUUUAUAAUGGAUUUAUAAAAGAUAGCAGACCAGUGUCAUUUUUCUUUUUUUUUAAAUUGAAACCAGCAAGUAAGAGCUUGUUUUUUUCCUCCUACGCAGUUGGAGAGUGACAGAUAUUGUUGAUGACCCUCACUUUCAGGAUUUCCGUCUUGCAGCCAAGUUGGGAGGAAAUGUUUCGAAUCAAAAAGGGGAAGGAUGAAGGGACUCAAGGCACUUCAUUUUGUGCGUGCCUGUGUAUAUGUGUGUGUGUGUUUUCUAGUGGGUUAACACAUUGCCUCAGCUUGUAUUAUUUCUAUCCCCAGAACAGCAUAUGAACAUUUUUUUUUGGGGAAAAAGCUAAAAUAUUUAUACAGCUGCUUCCUUUAUUUUUUUUUUGAAUACACAGAUAAUAUUUUUACUGCCUCACGAACAUCAUCAUGUCUUUGUAACUAGCAUGCUAAGCUUUAUUUCUCCUUUUGGUAGCACUAUUUUGUUAUUAAUCCCUUCUGCCCUUCCUCCUUCCCCUCCCUCCCCUUCCCUCUUAUCCCCUCCUCCGACCACUCCCCUCCCCCGUCCCUCCCUUCUCCCUUCUCCUCCCCUCUCCUUUCCUUCUUUUAAAAAUUAUAAUCUGUUAAUUUGUUUGAACCUAGGGUGCCUGAAAAUUCAGAUAACUUGAGAGUAAUUAAUUAAUUCCACAUUAGUAUUCCAAUGCGUUUGUAAUGACAGCCUUGCAAUUUUUGGGGGGUAGGUAACCAUUAAUUUUGCCUCAGUAAAAUAAAUGGCCUUUAUAUGUAAGCUAAGACUUGUAAAAAAGUAGAUUAGUGUCCUUCACCUGUGACUCUGCAAAACCAAUUCAUUCACUUUGGUUUUUCAGCCAGACAUCUGGCCAUUUUAGUUAUUUAUUGACUUAACUGAUUAAUUUGGUAGGGGAGGUUAAUACUAUUGCACCUUCAGAUAUAGCCUUAAGUUUCUAUCACCAAGAGGUGAUGGCAGUCUAACCUGUUGGCCUCAGGAUGUGCUUUGCCUUCCCUGGAUUCCUCAGACUCCUAUUUUUAUAUCAGAUUCUACUUUGGUUGCUGGCAUGACUUUAAGCUGGCAGGGCAAAGGGCUUUCUUGAAGGUGACUGUCUCCUCAACCUGUCUGACUUAAAUGGUUGGGUCAAGGAAGGAAAAAAUGGUAUGAUGCAGCAGGAACUGGGUUGUUGAAAACUGUAUUUUAUUUGCAUUUCUUGAGUUUGCACAGAACUUAAGUUACCAGCCUUUGACUAGCAAUAUAAAUUUAAAGUUUGUCUUGGGCAAACUUAACUGAAAACUCCUUUAGGCGCUUUCCUCACAUCAAUUAAAAAAAAAAAAAGAGAGGUUAAUAGAACACUAGCUACUAUUUUGUUUCCUUUUUAAUGCCACGUGAUCCAUAUACCUUGGAAGGCAGAAAAAUAAUUUUAUACUUGUGUUAAUUGAAAUAGCGUCUUUCUUGUCCUGGCUGUAGAAUGAUGGUGGGUCCUUUAAGCAGAGGACUUUGUGCACUUGAAUGGGAGCAGAAGACAGGCUGCUCAGGGUGUCUGAACUUCACACUCACAUGCCUAGAGUUGGGCUGCAUAUCUAAGAAAAUUAACAUGUGUUGCCACUGUUUUGAUCAGAGGCUUGUGUUUCUAUGCCGAAUAUUUUCAAAACAAGAAUUUUGUCAAGAAGUAAAGGUCAACAUCAGUUCUCCCUAAAGGCUUUUAAUUUCUAUUUCUUUUGGUGAUGCACUCUAAAUGUACACAUUAAAAGGGUUAUAUAAAAAUGAAUGUGACUUUUUAAGUUGUGUUUCUAAUGCUUAAGUAUGUAUAAUUAAAGUAAUCAAAAAUGUAAGAUGGUGGCUAAUUCAAAAAUUUUAAGCUUUGCUAAAACAAGAUAAAUUAGCUAAGGUAUUUCUGCUAGUAACUAUUUUUUUUUGUCUGUCAGUUACUGGGUUUCAGAAAUGAGAUAUAGAUUUGAGAAUGACCUUGUUAUUUAAUCUUUAAACAUUAAAAGUUUAGUAAACAUAGCCUCACAUUACUAUUUAUUUUAAGAGAAAAGAUAUAUUAAUAUUACACACAUACUUUUUUUUUUCCUGUUGUGCAAUCUAAAACCUGCUGGAAAGAAUAUAUAUGCUUUCCAUCAAAAAAAGUUAACAACUUUUAAAAUCCUACAGGUUCAAGUCCCAGCUGUCGAAAACUGAUCCUGGGCUGCUGCAGCUAAUGUACUUUCUUGUGAGAGGCUGAACUCUGUCACAGGUGACAGCUGACCCACUUACUCAGACCUUGAUAAAGGACCAGGCUUCUUUUAUAGGCCUUCAGAUUCUCCUGAGAUGGUCUGUCAUGUCCAGCUAUGGAUGCUGAAGCUGAAUUUCUUAUACUUAAUUUUUUAUAGCAUUUGUGUAAACUAUCAGUUUUGGAGGAAUGGUUAAAAUUCUGACACAGUGGCCUGUAAGAGUAUUUUGAGUUCCAUUUUGAAAUGAAGGCUAGAAGAUGCUAUGAGUUUGGUUAUAGAGCCCCUUAAAGUGUGUAAGACAGUUUUUGUUUUUUAAUUAGUUGUUUGAAUUUUAUUAACAUAAUUAACUUCAUAACUUCCAUUUGUGAGAUUCCAGGAUUUUUCUACCUUCUUGGUAACUUUUUCAGUGAAGUAGAUAUUUCCAGGUGCAAAACUUUAUGACCUAAAUAAUUUGUAAUCAUUUCCAUAGUAUGUGCAAGUAUUUUAAAGGAGUCAGGUGUCUGAACAAAAGCCACCCAAGAUUGUGGCUGGCAUUUGUGUUUAUUUGCCUUAACAUACAUAUAUUGGCUUUAGCAUAUUUUCUCUAAAGUAGGGGUCCCCUGGGCCUCCGACCUGUAGCAGUCUGUGGCCUGUUAGGAACCUGGGCACACAGGAGGUGAGUGGCGGGCCAGCAAGCAUUACUGCCUGAGCUCCUCUGCCUUCUGUCAGAUCAGCAGUGGCAUUUGAUUCUCCUAGGAGAACAAACCCUAUUGUGAACUGCGCAUGUGGGGAUCUAAGUUGGAUGCUUCUUAUGAGAAUCUAACAAAUGCCUGAUGAUCUGAGGUGAAACAGUUUCAUCCAGAAACCAUCCAUCCACCCCUGCCUUGUACAUGAAAAAAUUGUCUUCCAUGAAACCGGUCCCUGGCACCAAAACAGUUAGGGACCACUGCUUUAAAGUAUAUGUGCUUUUGCAUUGCAAUUUAGGUGUAGGAGUUUAUGCUGUUUUUGCCUUUUUGUUUUCAUUGUGUAAAUUAUCAGCCAAAACUUUUGUCGAAUGACUGCAAAGUCUUGGUCUGUGUUCCCUGGACUGGCUUUGUGAUGAUUCACACUAGUAUUGAUUAAUGGCAUGAUUCAUAGUAGCUUGCAUUGAUAAGUUCAAGAACUCCCUUUGUUGACUUUGUGGGUCAUGCUUGACCAUCUUGGAAGAGGUGUUUCCCUGAGAUAAGAGUAGCCAACGUCGAUAUGUAUUAGAAAAACACACACACACACACACAACACACACACACACACAACACACACACACACACAGUGGCAUUUGAAAGGGAAGGGAAAGGAAUUAAUAUCAAUUAAUUCUUUGAAAUGUAUCUCUUUGUUUCAGAUGAUGUGGGACACCGGUUUGUGUGAUGUGAUAUAAGAAGGGGGAACUCUUUAAGCCAUACAAAAACAUGGAUCUUAAGUGAUUUGAUAUGUACAGGGGUUAUAAAUCUUGUAUUCCAUUUAUUUACAGAUUAGUCAUAUUAGAUAUAAAUCUAUUUAGCAGGGAAAAUAUAAGCAAUUUAUCUUUAAUGGAAGGGAUGGUUGGGAGGCCAUAAUCGCCUCUUCUACUACUUGAUAAGAUAUGAUUAAAGGAAAGCAAGUUAAGGAUAGUAAUUAAACAUAAUCCUUUAUGUCAAAAUUAAUAUUGCAUGAAUUUUGAAUUCUAUAUUUACCUGAAAGAAACCUGUAAAAUCUCUGUGCUGUGUGGACGUUACAGAUUUUAGUGCAUUGAGGUAUGAGACAAUGAGUACAGGUAGAGGGUUAGAAUCCUUGUCUCCCAUCAGUAUUUGGGUUUGUGUUUGUGUGGUUUUCUUGCUGUUGUUAGAAACAAUACGUUUCUUAAGAAGAUGCCAAAAGAACUUGCUUUAGCAAGUUGACAUCUAUUGAUGAAUGACAUUUUAAUCCCCAUAUUUUAAAUGAUGUUUGGUUACUAUUUGUUUGAAAGCAACUGAAUAAAAACAUCUUCAGCUAUCCAGAUUCCAAUCUGUACAGAUGACUAAUCAUGUUGAAUAUUUGAACAUAAAGGUUCUAGUGAAAAAUAAAAAUUAAAACAAAAAAAUGUAGUCGCUCCUAGAUUUGAAAGUACAGAAUGUUUUCUGUGCCUUUUAGAUAUGGGUAACUAUGACAUUGAAAACAAUGGUAACCACGGGAAAUGCACCUUACAAAAUAAAUAAGGGGAAAAAAAAGACAUGGGGGUGGGGAGUAGGAAGGAGUUGGUGUAGUAACAGCUUGAGUUAAAAAAAGAAUAAGAAUAUGGAACUGAUGUAAGAAAAUGCAGAGUUUUCGUGAAAAGUAGAGGAAAUAGGUGAGAUGUUGAAACUAAGGGUAUGAGGAUAUGAAAGAUACAGCCACAGCUGUUCCAUUUCCUCCAAGUCACCGGCUUACAGCAAAAGAAGUGUUUGAUAAUGAUGGAAAACCUCGUGUGGAUAUCUUAAAGGCACAUCUUAUGAAGGAGGGAAGGCUGGAAGAGAGUGUUGCAUUGAGAAUAAUAACAGAGGGUGCAUCAAUUCUUCGACAGGAAAAAAAUUUGCUGGAUAUUGAUGCACCAGUCACAGUUUGUGGGGACAUUCAUGGACAAUUCUUUGACUUGAUGAAGCUCUUUGAAGUCGGGGGAUCUCCUGCCAACACUCGCUACCUCUUCUUAGGGGACUAUGUUGACAGAGGGUACUUCAGUAUCGAAUGUGUGCUGUAUUUGUGGGCCUUGAAAAUUCUUUACCCCAAAACACUGUUUUUACUUCGUGGAAAUCAUGAAUGUAGACAUCUAACAGAGUAUUUCACAUUUAAACAAGAAUGUAAAAUAAAGUAUUCAGAACGCGUAUAUGACGCCUGUAUGGAUGCCUUUGACUGCCUUCCCCUGGCUGCCCUGAUGAACCAACAGUUCCUGUGUGUACAUGGUGGUUUGUCUCCAGAGAUUAACACUUUAGAUGAUAUCAGAAAAUUAGACCGAUUCAAAGAACCACCUGCAUAUGGACCUAUGUGUGAUAUCCUGUGGUCAGACCCCCUGGAAGAUUUUGGAAAUGAGAAGACUCAGGAACAUUUCACUCACAACACAGUCAGGGGGUGUUCGUACUUCUACAGUUACCCGGCUGUAUGUGAAUUCUUACAGCACAAUAACUUGUUAUCUAUACUUCGAGCCCACGAAGCCCAAGAUGCAGGGUACCGCAUGUACAGGAAAAGCCAAACAACAGGCUUCCCUUCUCUAAUUACAAUUUUUUCAGCACCGAAUUACUUAGAUGUAUACAAUAACAAAGCUGCAGUAUUGAAGUAUGAGAACAAUGUUAUGAAUAUCAGGCAAUUCAACUGUUCUCCUCAUCCAUACUGGCUUCCAAAUUUCAUGGAUGUUUUUACUUGGUCCCUUCCAUUUGUUGGGGAAAAAGUGACUGAGAUGCUGGUAAAUGUCCUCAACAUCUGCUCAGAUGAUGAACUAGGGUCAGAAGAAGAUGGAUUUGAUGGUGCAACAGCUGCAGCCCGGAAAGAGGUGAUAAGGAACAAGAUCCGAGCAAUAGGCAAAAUGGCCAGAGUGUUCUCAGUGCUCAGAGAAGAGAGUGAGAGUGUGCUGACGCUGAAAGGCUUGACCCCAACUGGCAUGCUCCCCAGCGGAGUACUUUCUGGAGGGAAGCAAACCCUGCAAAGCGCUAUCAAAGGAUUUUCACCACAACAUAAGAUCACUAGCUUCGAGGAAGCCAAGGGCUUAGACCGAAUUAAUGAGAGGAUGCCGCCUCGCAGAGAUGCCAUGCCCUCUGACGCCAACCUUAACUCCAUCAACAAGGCUCUCACCUCAGAGACUAACGGCACGGACAGCAAUGGCAGUAAUAGCAGCAAUAUUCAGUGACCACUUCCUGUUCACUUUUUUUUUUUUUUUUUUUUUUUUUGAGCUGCAGGGCAUGAUGGGGAUUGCUGCAUAUCAGCAGUUGGAUGUUCUUGCCUCUGACAGUAGCUUAUUUGCUCUGGGGGCCAGGAAUUGGAUUCAGUUUACACUAUCAUUAAAAAAGAGAGAGAGAUAAUAAACUAUAUUUUGGUGGGGAUGGUGAUUAAACACCUCUUUUGGGUAUGCCUUUUAAAAAUGCUUAUAGAGAAAAAAAAUUUUAAAAAGAAAGCUAAUGCUAGUAUAUACUGCAAUGUUAGGGGAAUGAACAUGUUUUCCUACCGCAUUGGGGACUUCUAGAUAGGUUAAUGAAAGGCCUUUUAUUCUGUUACUGGACAUGAAAACUUUGUCUAAUUUCUUACUCUAUUGUACGUUUACAGUCGCAGCACUAAAAAUGGAUGACAUCAAACAUUUUUAACAAAAUGAUGUACAAACUAAGGACUAUUUAUUGAUAAUGUUUUGCUACUCUUGUCAGACAAUGGCUAUAAACUGAAUUAGGCAGUCUUAAAAAAAAAAAAAAAAAACAGAAAAAGAAAAAAAAGAACGUUGCAAAUUUGUUAAAAUGCCAAAAAGGACAGUUUAAUUUUGUACAGAUUAUGCUUACCUCAGGUUUCUUUAGUGUGCUUGAAUGCCCUUCUUUCCAUAUAACACUUAUCUUAUUAAUUCGGCAAUGGAAUAUCUUUUCUUUAAGUUUUAAAAAAACUGGAAUAAUUAUAUCUAUCUUUUUUGCUGUUUAUAUUUAGGGAUUUUUGUUGAUAAAAUCAAGUCUUGGUUGUGGCUUGCUGAAUUAAAUAUUUAUGAGUGGUGCAUUUUUAAGUAUAGUGAACAAGACACCAUAUUAAGUACAGUGAUAAAGCAUCUAUAUUCUGUAAAAAAAAAAAAAAUCUGCCUAUGCAUGUUUUUUAAGAAAAAAAAAAUGGCUGUAUCGGCCUGUAUGGGACUGUAAUGCGCUUAGUGGUCUGACAUAUACUGGAAAUGUAUGUAUACUGGCGUACUUUAUAUUCUCUAAAAUGCUUAAUGCCUUUGAAAUUUUGUAAUCAAAAAAAGCUUUGAAAAAAUCUAAAGGGGAGAGUAUUCUUUAAAGUUUUUAACAUAAGCUUGUCAGUGCACAUGUAGAUGGUUAGCAUGUUUAGCAAACCUUGUGAAAUUAUAAUAAGUUUGUAGUUACAUGUGAAACUCUAAAUGCAUGGUAACUGUUAAUGUCAUAACAGUUUAGUUAUUUUGUUCUGUUCUGUCAUGUGCCACAAAAUAUGUACUUUUUUCACUUUUUUCCCUUUGUAUAUCAGUUACGGGUUACAACUGGUUCAUUUUGAAAACAACAACAACAAAAGUCCAUUCAUAUUUUUUAACAAUUGUAUAAGUGCCCAAGUAAUUCACUACAGCCUAAAGCCUUGCCUUUGUAAUUUGACUUCUGACAUGUUGGCAAUCAAAGCAUGCACUUGUAACAAUGAAAAAGAAAAAGCAUUUUAUAUUACUACUCAAUAAAAUGUGCAUGAACUUACAGAAUUCUCAUCCUUCCACUGAGUCCGCUGAAGGGAUUUAUGUGCACAACCACCAUGUGUCUUCUAGGUGCUGGCCCACCACCACACACCACAGGCUGAUUUCCACAGGCUUCUUCCUAGGGGCCUCGUGAUGUGAGGGGUGGUGCCUACUUCCACUGUAAGAAUCUUGGUGGAUUUGUGUCUCAAAUCAGAUAAGAGAAGUCUAUUUAAAGAGCAGAUGCCAUCUUCUGGCUUCCUCAAGGAGCCAGUUAAGAAACCAGAGCAUUCCUUUUUAUUGAAAAAUAAAAUUAAUUUGUUAUCAGGUUGUUUCAGUUGUAUUGGAUGCCCUAUCUGCUAAAGCAAAAAGUACUAGGCUACUAAGUGCAUUUUCAUCACAGAAAAGAGUUGCAUUUGUAUUAAUAAGAAAUUUGUAUACCCAUGCUUCAGCUACUAUCUAAUCACCUGAAGAUUUAAGAUACACCAAAUUUCAGUUUGUUUGUAACAUUGUUCAUCUUUAGUGCACUUUGUUUUAUAUAAUAAAGUAUGCCUGUUAUAUUAAAUAAUAAGAAUAUGGCAAUUAGUGAUAUAGCAUACCCAAACAAAGAUGUUCUAGAUGUAGUCUGGCUAAGACUAUCCCAAGUUUAUUUUAAUGAAUUCAGACAUUUUUUCCUGUGGAUAUUUCUCCAUCCUAAAAAAAGUGGCAACCAAGGAAAAUAUUUAGAUGCAACUUACUAGAAUGAUGUGAAAGAAAUGGUGAUUCUGGUAUCAUGAUGUUUAUUUUCUUGCUUAUAACUGCAGAGAAAAUAUCCUGACUAAAAAAAAUUCAUUUUUUUGGAUUCCUUUCUUUUACAAAUUGUGCUGAGGCAACUAUGGCAUAGAAAUAAACAUUUGACAUUAAAAUAA